Messenger RNA from Eleginops maclovinus (Patagonian blennie), 1551 nucleotides. RefSeq names its product transgelin-3-like. Lineage: Eukaryota; Metazoa; Chordata; Actinopteri; Perciformes; Eleginopidae. Gene Ontology annotation, cellular component: actin cytoskeleton. The transcript is spliced from 5 exons. Gene Ontology annotation, biological process: actin filament organization. The record is from RefSeq and is a predicted model, not a curated record. The coding region runs from base 59 to 667 and encodes 202 amino acids. Gene Ontology annotation, molecular function: actin filament binding.
AAGCGCGAGAACACAGCAGCACACCUAUUCACCUGAAAGCUACUACACAGAGGUCAACAUGUCAAACAUAGGCCCAAAAUUUGGUUUGUCCCGGGAGGUGCAGAAUAAGAUUGAUAAGAAGUACGACCCGGAGCUGGAGGAGAGGUUGGUGGAGUGGAUCAUGGCCCAGUGCGGCUCCGGAGUGGAAAAGCCUGAACCAGGGAAGACCGGAUUCCAAAACUGGCUCAAGGAUGGAUGUCUGCUGUGUGAAUUCAUUAAUUCCCUGUAUGGAGCCAAAAAGCCCAUUAGGACAAUCAAGAAAUCCACCAUGGUGUUCAAACAGAUGGAACAAAUAUCCAUGUUUCUCAAAGCUGCAGAAGACUAUGGAAUCACCAAAACGGACAUUUUUCAGACCGUCGACCUCUUUGAAGGCAAGGACCUGGCUGCCGUGCAGAGGACCCUGAUGGCUCUGGGCUGUGUGGCUAUCACAAAAGACGAUGGGUGUUACAAAGGAGACCCCAGCUGGUUCCACAGGAAAGCCCAAGAGAACAGGAGAGAUUUCUCAGAGGAACAGCUGACCGAAGGCAAGUGUGUUAUCGGCCUGCAAAUGGGCACAAAUAAAGGAGCAUCUCAAGCUGGAAUGACAGGCUACGGACGACCCAGGCAGAUCAUCAACAACAACCCCUAAACCCUCCUCCAAGAAACUCCUUCUCCUGUCUCACAACAUGGCCAUUAGGAGAAAUGUAACCUGACUGUUUUCAAACAUAACUGGACCAAAACUGGGAACAAUGCACAUGUUUCAUGUUUGGCACACAUGCAUAGAUCGAUGCCUUUAACAGAGCAAGUGAAUAUUUAGACAGAGCAUUUAACACAGUGAAUUGUAAAUGAUUUUCUUAAAAGAUCACUCCAGUUGUUUUGCAUGUUUAACCCACUACCUAAAAAAGGAAUGUGCUUUAGUUUUCUGAAAAACAUGAUUUUAAAUGUCUUGGUUAUUUUCAGUUCACUAUAAAAACACCUUGCAGGGACCUGUAACUUGCUUGAGACACAUCUCACAUUUAGUUUGCUUCAGUCUUUGUUUCAACACCUACAUUAUUGCAGCAGGCAAUUUCAAAAGUCUGCCCCUUUGGAGCAUUCAAGGACACUCUGAUAUCUGACUAUGUUUAAUGGAUGAAAGAAUCAAAUCCAUUAUUUUACAAAGUGUCCACUUUUGCAAUUAUGCUUUCAAUUAAUGCAUUGCUAAGGAGAGAUUUGAAAAAGUGUGAACUAAACUGAUUUACAGCCAAAACCAAAGAGUGUGCCAAUGGGAAAAUGAUACACUGGUUAAGUGAAUAGUGAUAAUGUGAUAAUAAGCAAGUUUUCUGUCUCAUUUGUUGUGUACUGGACUGAAUUAAAUUGCAACAUGGAAAGGAACAAGUGUAGUGUUGUGGUUUUAUAUCAUGUUAAGCACACCAUUUAAAGUUUAUAGGUUACUACAAAUAAACCCACCGAUCUGUAGAUGUGUAAUCAUAAGAAGUGUGUGUGUUUACCUGCUCCAAAACACAACCUGCAGUUAGUUCAUUCAUUUCUAAUUCA